UAGUUUGAAGUGUCUCAAGCCGGGUGCUUAUCAGAUGUCAAAUAAAUAAUAAUAUGUACAAGGACGUCUGCAUAUCUCUGCUAAAUGAAUAAAACGUAAAAUAUAAACGUGGACUAAGCCUAUCUUUUCCCUCUCUGGCUCAAGUUCCCUCCCAUCGCAACGCCCUCCAAGUAAAUAACUGGCCUCCUUCACGUCCGCUCACGUAUAAUAAACAUCUCGGCGCUGAAAGAGCCAAACCAUUCUCUAGAAUUCCAUUCACUACAUUUAUAAUCGCAUAGCGAAAUCACCAUGUCAGGAAGAGGUAAAGGAGGGAAAGGACUCGGAAAAGGAGGCGCCAAGCGUCAUCGCAAGGUUCUUCGUGAUAACAUCCAGGGCAUCACCAAACCCGCCAUCCGCCGCCUUGCUCGUCGCGGUGGCGUUAAGCGUAUUUCGGGCUUGAUCUACGAAGAGACUCGCGGUGUGCUCAAAGUGUUCCUGGAGAAUGUGAUCCGUGAUGCGGUGACAUACACCGAACACGCCAAGAGAAAGACCGUGACCGCCAUGGACGUGGUUUACGCUCUGAAACGCCAGGGACGUACUCUGUACGGCUUCGGCGGCUAAAUUGAGAGAAAACAAACCUAUUU
Hypomesus transpacificus is the source of this 623-nucleotide messenger RNA. Its product is annotated as histone H4. Bases 289 to 600 code for a protein of 103 amino acids. Gene Ontology annotation, molecular function: DNA binding; structural constituent of chromatin; protein heterodimerization activity. The record is from RefSeq and is a predicted model, not a curated record. Gene Ontology annotation, cellular component: nucleosome. Gene Ontology annotation, biological process: nucleosome assembly. Lineage: Eukaryota; Metazoa; Chordata; Actinopteri; Osmeriformes; Osmeridae. The transcript has a single exon.